Molecule: messenger RNA, 976 nt
Organism: Trachymyrmex septentrionalis
Lineage: Eukaryota; Metazoa; Arthropoda; Insecta; Hymenoptera; Formicidae
Product: elongation of very long chain fatty acids protein AAEL008004-like
Exons: 4
Coding region: 185-973 (262 amino acids)
Biological process (GO): fatty acid elongation, monounsaturated fatty acid; fatty acid elongation, saturated fatty acid; very long-chain fatty acid biosynthetic process
Cellular component (GO): endoplasmic reticulum membrane
Molecular function (GO): fatty acid elongase activity
Source: RefSeq, a predicted model, not a curated record
CGAAGUUCAUCUUUCGUUGCUUUAAAUACUAGCACGGUAAUUGUACACGUGACAGAAGCAGUCUAGCAUUACAAACUUACGGAGGUAACCGUUGAAGCUUUAUUGACAAAUGACAAAAUUACAAGAUAAUAAGUUAAAUAAGGGAUAUUGAUAUAAUAUACAAUUGAUACCGAUUUCUUUCACGAUGGGUUUGGGAGAAUUACAUCAUUAUUUGUUCGAAGAACUAUCGGUCGAACAAACUCGCAAAUGGCCACUUGUGUCUUCGCCAUAUCCACUGAUGCUAAUUACUUUUGGAUAUAUGUAUUUUGUUCUUUAUGCUGGUCCACGUUUAAUGAAAGAUCGACCGCCAUACGAGUUGAGAACCUUUAUACUAAUUUAUGACGUGAUUCAAAUUCUGGCAAACUUAUGGUUCGUCAAACAGCAUGUAUCUUAUGGCUGGUUUUCAGAAUACUUUUUCAUAUGUCGACCGUCUAAUUCAAAUUCUGUUAAUGCGAUGAAACUGUUUAAUUUGGUAUGGUGGUUAAUUUUUCUAAAACUUUUCGAUUACGUCGAAACUUGUGUAUUUGUACUAAGAAAGAAACAAAACCAAGUUUCUGGUUUACACGUGUAUCAUCAUGUAUCUAAUUUAAUAUUUCUCUGGUAUUAUUUGAAGUAUAUUUUGGAUGAAAGGGGAACAUUUAUUUCACUAAUUAAUUGUGCCGUGCAUGUAAUAAUGUACAUAUACUAUUUCAUUGCUGCAUUGGGUCCGGAACUCCAACAGAUGAUAUCUCCUAUUAAACCACUUGUAACUAAACUGCAGAUGGUCCAAUUUAUCGUGAUAAUAGUGCUUCUACUGCAAUUUUUAAAUUCCAAUUGUGAAUCGCCACGAGGAAUAGUACCUAUUUUUAUUGGAAAUCUAUUCCUAUUUCUAUACUUAUUUUAUGAUUUUUAUAAAAAAAACUACAUUAAAUUACCUAAACAGAAAGAUAAUUAAGAU